Actinia tenebrosa (Australian red waratah sea anemone) is the source of this 617-nucleotide messenger RNA. RefSeq lists its product as uncharacterized. Lineage: Eukaryota; Metazoa; Cnidaria; Anthozoa; Actiniaria; Actiniidae. The record is from RefSeq and is a predicted model, not a curated record.
GAUCUACUGGAGAAAAAAUAGCCCGUCUUGAUUUCAGUGAUCCUCAGGGAGGUAAAGGAGCGGCAGAUAGGUUGGCAGCAACAUGCAAAUCACACAUCGCGUGUAUAUUAAUGAGGGAAAUGAUGUUGUUACCGCCAAACAACUAGAGAGUGCCAUCCUUUCCAAUGGGGGAGUAAAGGGUGUUCGAGUCGUUUCACUGCAAUCCAUUGCUAACUCUCAAGAGACCACACAAAAGAUCCCAAACAUAAGUAAGCUUAACAAAUUUGAGUUUCUGUCUGGAGAGAAAAUUAAAGUAUGGCGUGCUUAUGGCAUAGGCACUGGGAAAGUCAUCAGAAUUGAAAAGCCCUCGACUACAGAGGCCAAUCAUAAAUGGCUUAGCUCGUCUUUCUCACCAGGAGAAUUUAAAUAUUUUACUCCCCAAACAACUCGCAAGACCCAAUCGGAGACGCUAACCGAACCCGCUGAGAAGAAUGUUGAGCCGGAAGAUAUGAGUACAGACCAUACCUCCCAAGCACUCUUCUCUUGCCCACAUGAUGGUUGCUUUCGUUUUUUUCAAAAGGUCGGGAAUUUAGGAAGGUACUUGACUUCCAAAAAAAUGUACUAGGGCCCUCCAGAAG